Molecule: messenger RNA, 4541 nt
Organism: Oncorhynchus masou masou (cherry salmon)
Lineage: Eukaryota; Metazoa; Chordata; Actinopteri; Salmoniformes; Salmonidae
Product: MYCBP-associated protein-like
Exons: 17
Coding region: 872-3448 (858 amino acids)
Source: RefSeq, a predicted model, not a curated record
GAAUGUACUGAGCCUCAGAACAGGUGGCCUACCCUCACUCUCCGCAAGGUGCUACCCUCCCCUGACAACCACACAGAAUGUACUGAGCCUCAACAGGUGGCCUACCCUCACUCUCCGCAAGGUGCUACCCUCCCCUGACAACCACACAGAAUGUACUGAGCCUCAGAACAGGUGGCAGGGAGAGGGGGGGGGUAGAAAAAGAUAGAAAAGCAAAAGGUAGAGAAGCAAAAGUUGUGUGGUGGUCAUGGUAACCAACGACCGACUCAAAAGAUGAGCGGUGGGUUGUGUGGUGGUCAUGGUAACCAGGGACAGACUCAAAAUAUGAGCGGUGGGUUGUGUGCUGGUCAUGGUAACCAGGGACAAACUCAAAAGAUGAGCGGUGGGUUGUGUGGUGGUCAUGGUAACCAGGGACAGACUCAAAAGAUUAGCUGAAGAUGAAUAGAAUUGCAUAACUGUGUGUGUGUGUGUAUGAAUAUUCUGCUCCACUCUUUCUCUCAAGGUCAAGGAGGUCAGUGAGUGAUGUAACAAUAGCUUUGCUAGCAGCAAAUCACGGUCUACAUUUCAGAUGUAGCCUGGUCUAUGGGUUAGUGUUUGUAAAGUCAGAUGCUGUUGGUUCAGUAGUUCAGAUGUAGCCUGGUCUAUGGGUUAGUGUUUGUAAAGUCAGAUGCUGUUGGUUCAGUAGUUCAGAUGUAGCCUGGUCUAUGAGUAGGUGAUUGUUAAGCUUGAUGCUGUUGGUUCAGUAGUUGGCUGUGUGUGUCAUCCCAGGAAACUUGGUUUUCCCCAUGUAAGUGCAAGCCAAAAGAAAUACACUCAGAAAUGGGGAAGCUUGGUUUAUUAUUCAGAAUUUGAACAGGUGCCAUGUUGGCCCCAUAUGCUUGGAAUGAAACAGUUGGUUCUCUCCUGUCCUCUUCCUGUCCUCUCGUCUCCAGAGAAGAAACGUCUGAAAGUGUCAGAGGAUUUCUCCUCCUGUCUGAGUGAAGAGCAGCCUCAGAGCCCCACUCUUAAAGGAGAGGACAUCCAGGCCCUGGCCAUCAGACCUGAGGACCUGGAGAAGUUGCGGGUGCCCCAGCCCCCUAAAGAACCCCAGAAACCUGCAGCUGUGACCCGCGUGCUGGUGCGUAAGACCCGCCCACCUGAUGACAUCAGAAAGGGGUUGAGGGUAGCGGUGGCCCGCCCCCUGGCCCAGGACACCAGCACACAGCCACUGGACUACACAGGACCGGGGGGACCUCGCUUCGAUGCCCAGGGGAUGGUCCUCCCCCACAGCAUUCUGGGUAGUCUGGAGGCCUUCAGGACAGAGAUGCAGGCCAGGGGAGAGACUGAGCUGGUGAGGAGGGUGCCAGCCCCUCAGAGAGCCGUCUCCCAGGUGUCGAGGGGUGCAGAGAGACCCCCUCCAGUCCCCAGGGGUCAGAGAGACGUCCAGAGCCACGCCCUGCAGCACUGGCACACACACAUGACCCAGAGACGACACCAGCAGGACCUUAUCGCCAACCUGCUCCAGAAGCCAGUAGAGAGGCUGUUGAUGAACCAGUCCAACCGUUUCAGAGAGACUCAGGAGCAGAGAGAACUGAUCACCCGAGGCCUGCCAGCCAUACACUCCGGACAGGGUUACCGUGUAGGCAGUGAGUUCUGGAGCCUCCCUCAGAGGUUUGGUGAUGAGCUGAGUGGUAUCUCAGCCACCCUGACUCAGACACAGAGAGGACAGCAGGAACCUGUCACACACAUCGCACAGCCACACAGCAUCCGCAUGGAGUCAGGUAAUGUUCUCCCAGAGACAUGUGGUUCAGCCAGCAGGACCUGGGACCAGAGUCUCUACCUGCAGCACCGACGACAUGAGCUCAGAGAUGUUCUCAAAGACCUGGACUUCAACCAGCCUGAGAUAGAUGGCUUGGAGGUGAUUGGCUCAGGCCAGCCCUUCACCUCUGUCACUGUGAAGCAGAGCCCCCUAUUGGAGGAGGAGGAGAGGGAGGAGCUUAGGGAGGUGGAGCAGAAGGAAAACCAUGACCCCCUGUCGCAGUUUGAUGAUGUCAUGCUGGACGCGGUGCUGGUGCCUGCCCUGAGGUUCUGUGGGCAGCCCGCCCGCUGGACAGGCAACUCCACCUCUCACAAGGGGGAGGUGGGUAUCAGCGCCAGGGUAACGUUUGAGGCCCUGUCAGGAGAGAGAGCCCGUUCAGACAUGGAGGUGCAGAACGAGGGCAGUACAGCAGUCUACUACAGCUGGCAGCGCCUGGCUGUACCACAUAGCUUCCCUGACGCCAGGACACACACACACACACAGCACUUCUACUUCAACACCUCCACAGGUGUGAUUCUACCAGGUGACAGCAAGCGUGUAGAGUUUAUAUUUAAGUCGGAGGUCCCAGGCAUCAGGACAGAGGUGUGGCGUCUCAACACACACCCUGUCCUGCUGGGCGGAGCCUCCAUCCAGGUGACACUGAGGGGCGUGGCUCUUUACCAGGACAAGACCGCUGACCAGAGACACGCCCUGGAGAGGGAGCUGCAGCAGAGAGAGGCUGCGUCAGUGUGUCGGUCGUUGGUGUGUGCCGUGUUACGAGGCGUCCUCACCCCAGAGAGACCCGGCUCCCCUGCGGAGCUCUGCACCACCGAGGAGGAGCACUUCCACAACAGGAGCCCAAAGCUGCAGUACCGUUAUGAGACAGUGGAGGCACUGAAGAGCCUGUGGCAGCAGGUGACCGUAGAAACAGGAGAAGACAGAGAAACAGCCUGGGACCUCUCUGUGUCUACACUACGACAGGCUGUGCUGGCUCUGCCACAGGGGGACGGGGAACAGGAUGGACCCCAGGAGAGGCUCACCAGAGAGGGGGCUCUGAGCCUCUAUAACACCCUCCUCCUGGAGCUCACCCAGCCACUCACACAACACACGCCAAUACCACUCAAGGCUAUAGGGUUGCAGCUGUGGAGAGAGCUGUUGGACGGUCUGGUCAGUGCAGCUCUGUGGCUCAGACAUCUACUGGGUCUCCCUGAGACAGACACAUGGGGGGAACACACACAGGACCACCACCACAGCUGGGGAAAGAUGAAGAAAGAGGAGAAGUUUGAGAAGAAGGCAGGAGCACCCCUGAAGGAGGAGAAGAAGGCAGGAGCACCCCUGAAGGAGGAGAAGAAGGCAGGAGCACCCCUGAAGGAGGAGAAGAAAGGAGCAGCCAAGCCUGCUGUGAAGGAGAAACCAGUGGAGGAGCGUCCGGGCAGUAAGAAGAAGGGUCGCGAGGAGGUGGCGGCAGGGGACAAGCGUCCUGGAGGUAAGCCGGGUAAAGAACCAGGCAGAGAGCCCUCCUCCACCACAACCAGCCCUGAGAGUGACUACCAGGACCACCACACUGACUCUGCUGUAGAGCCUGAACUACAGGACAAAUACAGGAGACAGCUGCACCAACAGGCUAGUACACUAUACUAUACUACCAGGACCACUAAACAGUCUCUACUGUAGAUCUGCUGUACUAUACUAUACUACCAGGACCACUAAACAGUCUCUACUGUAGAUCUGCUGUACUAUACUAUACUACCAGGACCACUAAACAGUCUCUACUGUAGAUCUGCUGUACUAUACUAUACUACCAGGACCACUAAACAGUCUCUACUGUAGAGCCUAAACUACAGGACAAAUACAGGAGACAGCUGCACCAACAGGCUAGUACACUAUACUAUACUACCAGGACCACUAAACAGUCUCUACUGUAGAGCCUAAACUACAGGACAAAUACAGGAGACAGCUGCACCAACAGGCUAGUACACUAUACUAUACUACCAGGACCACUAAACAGUCUCUACUGUAGAUCUGCUGUACUAUACUAUACUACCAGGACCACUAAACAGUCUCUACUGUAGAUCUGUACUAUAGACACUACUAGUGUAAUAUUAGUACUUUUGUAAUAACCAUAAUCCUUUAUCCAACAUCGCUUACUAACAUUGCUGUUAUCUCCCCCCUCUCUGUCGCUCUCUCUCUUUCUCCCUCUUCCUUUCUCUCUCUCUCUCUCUCUCUCUCUUCCUCUCUCUCUUCCUUCCUCUCUCUCUCUCUUCCUUUCUCUCUCUCUUCCUCGCUCUCUUCCUUCCUCUCUCUCUCUCUCUUCCUUCCUUUUGCUCUCUUCCUUUCUCUCUCUUCCUUUCUCUUUCUCUCUCUCUCUCUCCCUUCCUCUCUCUCUUCCUUUCUCUCUCUUCCUUUCUCUCUCUUUCCUUUCUCUCUCUCUUUCUCCCUCUCUCUCUUCCUUCCUCUCUCUCUCCUCCUUUCUCUCUCUCUCUUCCUUUUGCUCUCACUCUUUCUCCCUCUCUUCCUUCCUCUCUCUCUCUCGCUUCCUUUCUCUCUUCCUUUCUCACUCUUCCUUUCUCUCUUCCACUCUCUCUCUCUUCCUUCCUCUCUCUUUCUCCCUCUCUUCCUUUCUGUUUGUCACUCUCUCUUUCUCCCUCUCUUCCUUCCUCUCUCGCUCUUCCUUUGUCUCUCUCUCUUCCUUCCUCUUUCUCUCUCUAUCACUCUCUCCCUUUCUCCCUCUCUUCCUCUCUCUUCCUUUCUCUCUCUCUCUCUCUGU